Messenger RNA from Exophiala mesophila, 465 nucleotides. RefSeq lists its product as uncharacterized. NCBI's taxonomy places the organism in Eukaryota, Fungi, Ascomycota, Eurotiomycetes, Chaetothyriales, Herpotrichiellaceae. The record is from RefSeq and is a predicted model, not a curated record. The coding region runs from base 1 to 465 and encodes 154 amino acids. The transcript is spliced from 2 exons.
AUGAAGGGUGCGCCUAAGCUACGGGCACUCUCUACCAUCAUUGCCGAUGUGAUUGUACAAUAUGAACUCAAACUACUGAUUUUCACCACUAUUCCUGGGCAGCUGGUCCUGAUCAUCGCUAUUCUCCGCGCACUGAAGGUUAAAGCUACACCUUGGGUUGCGGGAAUGAGCCACGACGCCCGACUUAAGGUCCGGGUGGACUUCAAUGGCAUUACUGAGCCUGAGGGUCUGAUUGGUAGCUUUGCUACCAUGGCUUGUGGCCUUAACCUCCAAAAGAGGUGUCACUGGGUGGUUUUCCUAGACCCGCCCCCGUCUGAAAAGGCGGGAAACCAGGCAGGCUCUCUGAGGAAACCCUGUCUCCUCGCAGGCGGCACGCAUAGAAAUAGCAGUGCCCCAGCUAGUCUUGGCUCGGGUCAGGUCGGGCGGGGUCGUCUGGCCUCGGGCCACCCCGUGACAGUUCCUUAA